Molecule: messenger RNA, 240 nt
Organism: Laetiporus sulphureus 93-53
Lineage: Eukaryota; Fungi; Basidiomycota; Agaricomycetes; Polyporales; Laetiporaceae
Exons: 3
Coding region: 1-240 (79 amino acids)
Biological process (GO): mitochondrial translation
Cellular component (GO): mitochondrial small ribosomal subunit
Molecular function (GO): structural constituent of ribosome
Source: RefSeq, a predicted model, not a curated record
AUGAAUAUCAAAAAGCUCAAGGUCAAGCCGCGCAAAGAGUACUCGAAGGGCGUAUGCGGCCUCCAACUAGCUAGCAUGUUGGGCUGCUGGGCUACCUCGAACGAUAUACACUCAGUGGGGCCGUGCCAGGAUGCCGCAAAAGCGCUAUUUGAGUGCAUGAGGUCGACGCCAACAUUACGGAAGGGCCACGGCUCUACGAUAAACUACCACCUCAUGCGGCUCGGCAAGAAUCUCAAAUAG